Messenger RNA from Gasterosteus aculeatus aculeatus (three-spined stickleback), 3477 nucleotides. The record is from RefSeq and is a predicted model, not a curated record. Lineage: Eukaryota; Metazoa; Chordata; Actinopteri; Perciformes; Gasterosteidae.
GGAUGUGAGUGGCAGAGAACCUCCACACAGGUGAGUUAAGGGCAUCAUGGCUUCCACCUCAGUGCUCCUGCUUCAGCUGCUCCUGGUCUCUCAGGCGUCUGCAUCUCACUUCUUUGGGGGAACCACGACCUACUACUACAAAGGCAAAAACCCAGAUGGAACAUUUAAGGUGGACCUUCGCUACAGGGACACCUUUGAUGGGUGCUAUCACUCUCUCUACUGGAGUUGUUCCCAAGGCAAUUGUGGUUAUGUCCAAAGAAGUGUGAGGGGUGAGAUUGAAAGCAGCACCAAUGCACCACUAUUCAACAGUCAAUGGUGUGAAACUGAAACCGUCAGCAGGACAAUCCUCCAGAGUAACAAACCUUUUCAACUCACGGCUGCCAGCUGCUGUUGGAUCCCAAAGCGUACCGGGGAUGAUGCUCAAUGGAAUCUACUGACUACGGUGGAUUUGGGGAUCAGAUCUGACACAAAAGAACCAAACAGAUCACCAGCCGUUGCUAUCCUCCCUUUCCUACGAGUUCCCCAGAACUGUCCCCGCACAUACAAGCUAAUGUCCUUCGAUCCUGAUGGAGACAAAGUUCGAUGCAGAUAUGGAAAUAUCAACACUGGAGAGUGUUCCCUGUGUGACCAACCUUCAGGCUUUCACUUAGAUCAGGACACCUGCACAUUACAUUACCACUCGUCUAGGGCUGACUCCAGAGUUUAUGGAUUUGAGUUGGUGGUGGAGGACUUUCCGGUAGGCUCCAUCAAUCUGACCUACUCCGAUGGAUCCCAAUCCUCCAGGGCCCCACUGCUUGUGAGGCGUAGGAGAUCGGUUUUCCCACCAACAUCUGCAGUAUACAAUUCGUGGUAUAAUUAUCAAACCACCGCACGACCAAUAACAUACCCAUGGUGGUAUAAUCCUCCACCCACUACAGCAAGAACAACCACCCCACCAACAACACCAUACCCCUGGUGGUAUCAUCUUACACCCACUGCACGACCAAUAACAUACCCAUGGUGGUAUAAUCCUCCACCCACUACAGCAAGAACAACCACCCCACCAACAACAACAACAUACCCCUGGUGGCAUCAUCAUACAACCACUGCACCCCCAACAACCCCCCCAUCAACAACAACACCAUACCCCUGGUGGUAUCAUCAUACACCCACUGCACGACCAAUAACAUACCCAUGGUGGUAUAAUCCUCCACCCACUACAGCAAGAACAACCACCCCACCAACAACAACAACAUACCCCUGGUGGCAUCAUCAUACAACCACAGCACCAAGAACAACCCCCCCACCAACAACAACAACACCCUACCCCUGGUGGCAUCAUCAUACAACCACUGCACCCCCAACAACCCCCCCACCAACAACAACAACACCCUACCCCUGGUGGCAUCAUCAUACAACCACCGCACCCCGAACAACCAUUCCACCCUACCUUACCACCAGGACGCACCAGCAUGCCACCACUCCUCCACUCAGUAAACUACCUUUGCAAUUCUCCUUCCUUGUGGACCCACCUGUUCCCUCAUGUGCCGAGGGAGUCUACCUGCCGAGGUUUGUGGAGCCAACACCUGAAAAUGGAGCCCACAUCCAGGCAGAGGUCAACAGAGAAGUGGAGAUCAGAGUGAAAGCAGUAGCGGCGUAUUCAAAAAUACAUGAUAUAAUCAUAAGUGGCCCAGUGAACAUCACCACGCAAAGGAACACAGAUGGAGACUUUGUCAUUAGGUGGACGCCGAUCCAAGACGACCUGGGGGAUUUCUUCUCCAUCUGCUUUGCUGUUGAAUCAGUGGCCGGGUCCCAUGGUAACACACCGCAUUACUACACCACCCCGUCCUCACAGGCGGGAGUCUAUCAGACCGAGAUGAGGUGUGUUGUGGUGGAGGUCAAGACGAAGCACGUUAAAAGCAAUGUGAUCUGCACCGGGACCACAAUGACAAUAGAGCUUGAGAAAGCUUCUCUCCCCGGACACCAUGCGGACCAUCUGAGGCUCAACGACGCCACCAACACCGCCUGCCGCCUGAAGUCCAACAACACCCACAUCUUUGCCGUCAUCCCCCUCAACGAUUGUGGGACCGACAUCGAGGAAGACGACAUUAACCUCAGGUUCAAGAACGCAAUCACCACGUUUGACAACGUGGCCGACGUGAUCACCAGGAAGCACCUGCUGGAGGUGGACUUCUACUGCCAGUACCCCAAACGUGGGAAUGUGACGCAGGUCUUCACGGCACACAGGCCCAAGGUCGAAGUUUGGGACAAGGGCUUUGGCACGUUCACCUACCAGUUUGAGUUCUAUCCCAACAACCAAUACCUCACCGCCAUCGAUCCCAGCACAUACCCGCUGGUGUAUGUUCUUGGGAGCAGGAUCUUCAUGCAGAUCGAGGCCACCUCCUCCAUCAAUAACACCGUGCUGUUCGUGGAGUCCUGCAGAGCUACGCCAUAUGACAACCAGAACUACCAGCAAACCUACUCCAUCAUCGAGAACGGGUGUAACGUGGAUCAGACUGUUGAAAUACACUCCACCUCCCACCAGAGACAAUUCCAGUUCAGCAUGGAGGCCUUCAAGUUCAUCGGCUCGCACGAUCAGGUGUACAUCAGCUGCACGGUCCUGAUGUGUGAAGCAGGAAGCCCCAACACCAGGUGCUCUCAGGGAUGCGUCAACUCCACAAUGCAGAGCGGUUGGCCUGCGGCUCACCACCACAGGAAGAGAGAGCUCAUCGCUCAAGGUCAAAGGCACUUUGUUUCCCAGGGUCCCUUGCGCCUGGGGAGAUCAGCGGAGGACAACAAAAGCCCAGCGCUCCAGCUGAAUCUGAACCUGGUCUUCAUCGCCGGAUGUCUCCUUGCAGCCGUUGGCAUGAUCAGUGCAGUGGCCUUGUACAAGGCCAGAGGGUCAAGGGUCAGAUACCAACCUUUGUCCACGUUUGAAAGUUAAGUCAACAGGCGGAAUUCCAAAUUCUGUACGACCUUCAUUCGACGAUGUAAAGCUUUGCCACCAGUGGGGUGCUGGUGUUUCUUUUGUUUCAGCUCCAUAUGUUAACGCCUCUAUACCACCAGUGGACUGCUGGUGUUUCUUAUGUUUCAGCUUCAUAUGUUAACACCUCUAUACCACCAGUGGACUGCUGGUGUUUCUUAUGUUUCAGCUUCAUAUGUUAACACCUCUAUACCUGUCUGCAGCUUCAACGGUAGAAAUACUGAAUCUGAGAAGAGUUUGGGGUACUUCUGUGUCUUUUUAAGGGGAUUUUGUUCUUUUUUGCCAUUUUGUGUCCCAUUGAGGUGGUUUUGCUCCCUUUAAUAGUUGAUCACUCUCUUUGAGUCUCUACAUGUUUGACCCAUUCAGUAAGAUGGCAUGAUUUAAUCAAUAGGUGCCACCCUAUCCAGUCAUUGUCAUGUCAAAGGUUAUCAUUACAUGUCAAAGGCUCUUUUAGUACUGGAACGUGUAAUUUAUGAAACACUUGAUGGAUCAAUAAAAGCCUAUUUUUUCCCGCA